AACUCAGUCUACUUUCAACGGACAAUGUUCUUGAGAUACUUCUUGGACGAGAACCAACAAAGAGUGUACACUUUGAAGAGAACUGCUCCAUCUGGAGAGCAAACUCUUACCGCUCAUCCAGCUCGCUUUUCGCCGGAAGACAAGAACUCCAAAUAUCGCAUCAUCAUCAAGAAGCGCUUCGGACUCUUGCCAACCCAGAAGGCAAAGACCGUUUGCUAAAAUGCUGGUUUGGGAGUGGCGCCGCAUGUUGCGGCAAAAAAUCCGCUCUUUCACCCCCAAUAAACCUAUCAAUUAUCAACAGGUGUCUCGUCGUCGUAUCAUCGUCUCUUUUGUUCUUUUCUUCGUUGGAUGGAAAGCUUUUGGUUAUACUCUCAACGAUAUGUUCCUUUGGACUGUCGAUGAGCAAACUAUGCAAGGUCGCUUUUUAACUCCACAAGAAGGCAAAGAUCGAAGAGAGGCCCUAGAACGACAACGAGAUCCCAAGUUACGCAUCAAACCCCCAAUUGUUUCGAAAUACGAUCUUGACGACUAGCUUUUAGUCUUUUUUCCACCGUUUUCUCUUAUUCUUUUUGUACUAUUCUUGUUGUUUUCUUCUCAUUGUUGUUGUCUCUCAAAUAAAGUAUGAAAUGUUGAAA
Messenger RNA from Caenorhabditis elegans, 635 nucleotides. RefSeq lists its product as uncharacterized. Bases 221 to 532 code for a protein of 103 amino acids. Lineage: Eukaryota; Metazoa; Nematoda; Chromadorea; Rhabditida; Rhabditidae. The transcript is spliced from 3 exons. The record is from RefSeq and is marked reviewed.